UUUUUCAGCAAAUGUCACAAUGCCAGAAGAUGUCGUCAUGAUGAACCAGACCCAGAAUGGAGAUGAGCUGAUAGAGAACCAAUCGGACCUACCAGACAUCGUCGUGAUCACGUGUAUGUUGUCGUUGUUUAGCAUCAUUGGCACCACCGGCAAUGCAUUCGUGCUGUACGUUUUCUCGAAGAAGAAGGAUAAAAACACGUCUACUGUUUUCAUCUUGGCGCUUGCCUCCAUAGACUUUGUGACAUGCAUUCUAGUUAUUCCGUUUACUAUAGCCGUGGAGUUUCAGUUCAAGAAGAUUGAUAGUGACCUGACAUGUAAAAUAUAUAUGUUCCUAAUAACGUCAAAUGUACCAUUUAGUUCAUUUAUUAUGGUUGCCAUAGCGUUAGACAGAUACUUUUGUAUCUGCCGACCAUGGACUAAAUUCUUGAAUACGAAAUGCGCUCUUCGGAUAAUAUUCUCGUUAUUAGCGUUUGCAUUCACACUUGGAUUGAUGACAAGUCUCGCACACGGCGUUUACCACCGCAAAGUUAUCGCCCAAGUUAGCAAAAUCUCAAACAUGACUGAUUUGUUACACUUUAAUGUGUCGGGUUUUACAAUGGCCACAGUAUCAGACAAUUGGACAGGAUUGCAAAAUCCCAGCUCUAACAUCGGAAACUAUUUCACGAAUGACGGCCAAUUUUACGCGGUAAACACUUCAUUUCAUACAGUAAAUGGUACAAGUGAUAUUGAUUACUUUGUUUUUACAGGAUUCUGUUAUCCGAAUGAAGUUAUAUUCAGCACGGGCUUUCGGAGAGCCUACCAGAAGUUUUAUGCAUCUCUUUUCUUAAUUGCAUUCAUAACUGUGUUCUUUUUAUAUGCCCUUAUUUACCGAUCAAUUAUCUUAAGACGAUCAAGAAGACUGAAGACAUCUUUGAAUUCAAGUUCAACUGGACGCCGAUCAACACUUUUGACCUCAAUUUGUUCUCGUAAUGCAAACACCCCUGAAACUGUUUGCAUGGAGGAGUGUAAAGCAGAACUGAAUAAUACAAAACAAGAAAAAAUCAAUAAUGAUGACGCUGCCAUGAUGCCGGUAUCACAAAUACCAAGCACAAUCUCUAUUACAAGUUCGGCCACUCAAACAUCAAUGGUUCACUCAAACAGCGCUUCCAAUGUCGUAUCUGACACAACGAGACAUGUUACCAAUGACACAAACCGUGAAGGGAGCAAUAGGAGCUCGACAUCGAAUGACCAACGAGAACAAGUUUAUAUAACUUCAAAUGACCUGAAACCUCCCAACGGGCAUAUGCGAAGACCGCGGGGAAAUACGAUUGGUAAAGGAUUUGCGGCAAAGAAAACUGAUUUGAAAAAUGUUAACCAACAACAUUAUUUAUGUAGUUCAAAUGGGGAGAGUACUCCUUUAAAAGACAUGUCAGUCUCUAUAAAAGUACCGACAUCGAAUAUGCACAGAAAAGACACGAGGAAAUCAGUGCGAGAGAAACACCGCAUUGCAAACAUUAAAACUGCUGGAAUUCUAUUUAUAGUAACAAUUGUAUUUAUGAUUGCUUUUUUGCCUGCAUGGUUGAUGGCUACAAAAUUGAUUCCUCCAAAUAUGAUCGUGUUCUACUCGUAUUUUAUUUACAACGUUGCAAAUCCAGUGAUUUAUGCGUUCUUCAACAAAACAUUUCAGAAAGAAAUGAAACUUGUUCUUAAAUGCUCAGAAUCGUUAUAUUAG
Messenger RNA from Mya arenaria, 1711 nucleotides. RefSeq names its product octopamine receptor Oamb-like. Gene Ontology annotation, molecular function: G protein-coupled peptide receptor activity. The coding region runs from base 20 to 1711 and encodes 563 amino acids. Gene Ontology annotation, cellular component: membrane. Gene Ontology annotation, biological process: neuropeptide signaling pathway. Lineage: Eukaryota; Metazoa; Mollusca; Bivalvia; Myida; Myidae. The record is from RefSeq and is a predicted model, not a curated record. The transcript is spliced from 2 exons.